GCUACCGGUACCGCCACCGCCACACGUGAAGAAUACAAGUCGCAUUUUUCUUCUCACUUUCUCACCGAUCAGUUCACUGAUUCCCAUCGGAAUCGGCAGUCUGAGAUAGCGUAGAACGCUUAGUAUCAUCUGCAGAAGAAGGUCGGAGGAAAAUCAGAAAAUGUUGGGGAAGGCCUUAUUGGCUGCACUGAUAUCGCUAGUGGCUGCAUCUGCUACUGAUCCAUAUAGCAGAGAUGAUUUCCCGCCUGACUUCUUCUUCGGCGCAGCAACUUCAGCUUUUCAGGUUGAAGGUGCAGACGAUGAAGAUGGAAGGACUCCCAGCAUAUUCGAUACCUACGCCCGCACUGCAUAUGGCAUGUCUGGAGGCUAUGGACAUAAAUCAUGCGAUCAAUAUCACAAAUAUAAGGAAGAUGUGGCAUUGAUGGCCAAAAUGGGAUUAAAUGCAUACAGAUUUUCCAUAUCGUGGUCAAGACUUAUUCCAAAUGGAAAAGGACCAGUCAAUCCCAAGGGGCUGGAAUAUUACAACAACCUUAUCGAUGAACUCAUCAGCCAUGAUAUUCAGCCACAUGUUACAUUACAUCACAGUGACUUGCCACAAGCACUUGAGGAUGAGUAUGGAGGAUGGCUUAGUCGCAGAGUAGUGAGAGACUUCAAAACCUAUGCAGAUGUGUGCUUCAGAGAAUUUGGAGACAGAGUUAAAUACUGGACCACAAUGAACGAACCAAAUAUAUUUGUGAUUGGGGGCUACGAUUCUGGCUUCCUACCUCCGCAAAGAUGUUCCACGUCCUCUAUAAGUAAUUGCUCUAAGGGAAAUUCUUCCACUGAGCCAUAUAUUGCAGCUCAUAAUAUUUUGUUAUCGCAUGCUGCAGCUGCUUCAUUGUAUAGGAAAAAGUAUCAGGGGAAGCAGCAUGGGUUUAUUGGGAUUAAUAUCCUAACUUUUGUUCUUUUACCUCUAACAAAUAGUACUGAAGAUUUAGGUGCCACUGAAAGGGCAAAGGACUUGCUAAGUGGUUGGUUUUUGAAUCCCAUAAUGUUUGGAGACUACCCUGACAUGAUGAAAAAGAAUAUAGGCUCCAGGCUUCCUUCAUUCACCAAAACUGAAUCAAAUAUAGUGAAGGGCUCAAUUGAUUUCCUUGGAAUAAAUUAUUACUACACAUCUUAUAUUAAGAACAGCCCUCAAAGCCAAGCGGAGGGCGGUGGCAUUUUUGCGGAUGUUGCUGUGGAAAUGAUAGAGAAUAUAUUUAAUGCUACAGCAAUGCCUAGGGAUUUGCAAAAGGCAGUGGACUCGUUGGAGCAAUCUUAUGGCAAUAUUCCCCUUUACAUCCAUGAAAAUGGUCAAGUAACACUACGUAACUCGUCAUUGGAUGAUUGGCCAAGGGUGAAGUACUUGCAUGGCCACAUUAAGGACGUGCUUGAUGCUUUGAGGAAUGGAUCGAACGUGAAAGGCUAUUUUGUAUGGUCUUUGUUGGAUUUGUACGAGUUGCUGGGUGGAUAUAAAAUCAGUUAUGGACUAUAUUAUGUAGAUCUGAAUGAUCGGGAAUUGAGAAGGCAACCUAAACUCUCUGCUAAAUGGUACGCGAAUUUUCUGCACAGAAGGACUAUUGAUCCAAAGGUCAUCAUAGAACUAAAGAAGAAUGCACCAAUGCCCUCUCUGCAUAAUGUCAUCUAAAGACAAUUUGCUUGUGCCCUAGAAUAAUUUUGUCAUAUGUAAGAAUGAAGUUUCACGAUGUAUUAUUAGAUUAUAUAUCCACUAAUUGGAUCACGAACUGAUACUAUGAAUCAUUAAAUACUGUUUCUAUC
Molecule: messenger RNA, 1800 nt
Organism: Prosopis cineraria
Lineage: Eukaryota; Viridiplantae; Streptophyta; Magnoliopsida; Fabales; Fabaceae
Product: beta-glucosidase 11-like
Exons: 13
Coding region: 161-1669 (502 amino acids)
Biological process (GO): carbohydrate metabolic process
Molecular function (GO): beta-glucosidase activity
Source: RefSeq, a predicted model, not a curated record